CUGCCAGGCAUGUUAUGCAGUCGCUGUUGUUGGACCGUGGUUUUCGUGGCGUAUUUCCUCUAAGCCCGUGCAGGUUGUUGGUGGGAAGGAGGCGGCUUUUGGUGAUUUGGUGGCCUUUGGCUUGAUUUGGAGAGCCCACGAACACGGAAGGGCUGGGCCGAGGAGGAAGGGAGGGACGGCGUGGGCGGUGCAGCGGUCCCCGGGAUGAAGGGCCAAGGAGGGCUGAGGGUGGUCGGGCUGCAGCUGGUGGUGGCGGCGCUGGGUAUGCUGGCCGCCGUCCUUAUGCUUGCCUCAUGGACAUCCCCACCAGGCCCUACUGACCCUACCGCCUCGUGUGACUUGGAAUGCGUGGAAACCUACAUGGCUGGUAUCAAAAAAAUGAAGGGCUCCGACUUCGUGCUGCUUCUUCGGGAUAAGUACCUCUUCCCCCCGCCGCCGAGCCCCAACACCUCGCUGCUGCAUACGGAGCGGAUGCCCUGGAGGGAGCUGCUUGAGUGGGACAAACUGCAGGUCACCCUCGAGAACCUAUGGAAGGAUCAGGCCCCCGGGGUGUUCGUGGAGGUCGGGGCGGCUGACGGGGAGUUCAUGAGCCAGACGCUGGUGCUGGAGAGGAACCUGAGCUGGACGGGGCUGCUGGUGGAGCCUGACCCAAGGUCCUUCGCCGUCCUGCAGCAGCGCCGCCGCAACGCCUGGACCUCCCCGAUAUGCAUUAGGUCCGGGAUGCCUAGUUCUAAACAAUUCUGGAUGCACUACCUGCUGGGGGACCUCCCGCCCGAGCUGCAGGGCCUCGUGAUGGCCAGGAGCAAGCUGGUGGGAGAGACUGUAUUCGGGGAUAAUAAACGCGGCACCACCAUCCGCGUCCCGUGCCUCCCCCUCUCCUUAUUGCUGGAGGCCGCCAAACUAACCUCCGUGGACAUGCUGAGCGUCGCCACGGGGGUCCCAGGCGACGAGACCAGGAUCGCUGACGUGACCCGCAACAAGAAGCUGUUCCACGUGAAGACCCUAUUGGUGCAGUACCCUCGCAGUUACUUAAGAGAUCACCCGUACCCGAUCAUCUCCGGGUACAUCAUCGACUUGGAACGGUCUCACCUCCUCCUGCGGCUCUACUGGAGGAGGUCCGGGUGCCGUCUGGUGCAGGAAGAGUCGUGCCACCGCGCCCAGACCUACGACCUGGUGAUGGCGUGUCGCAAGUUCCUGUGCUACGGGUUCGCGGAGGUCUGGACGUACAAACUCUGAGGACCCGGUGAGGAGGAAAGGGGCGAGGAUGCAUGUGUUUGUGAUGUUAUUUAUGUGAGGUAAUGGUGAGGUUACAGGGUUGUGGUGUAGCUGCUCGUGGCCUCGGUGCUCCUCUCCGUCUCCUUGGUGGUGUGUGUGUGUGUGUGUGUGUGUACGUAUAGUGUUGUAAUUCGUGAUCCUGUUCCAUAUUUUAUUUUACUUUUUUCUGAGACAGUUUUUUAAGGGUGGUUCCUCUCAGUUAACCUUUUAUACUUUAUGUUUCUCAGUGUCUUUCGGGGUGUCGGAGGUAGGUUAUAGAUUUUGUAACUUAUGGUAGGCUAUCUCCUUCUUCUCUUCCAGCUGUUCCUGUUGCGCUGUGGUGAAUGUUAAUGAUAAG
Messenger RNA from Eriocheir sinensis (Chinese mitten crab), 1612 nucleotides. RefSeq lists its product as uncharacterized. The transcript has 7 exons. The coding region runs from base 205 to 1236 and encodes 343 amino acids. The record is from RefSeq and is a predicted model, not a curated record. NCBI's taxonomy places the organism in Eukaryota, Metazoa, Arthropoda, Malacostraca, Decapoda, Varunidae.